AUGAACAUAAACACUGCCGGAGGCCACGCGGGCUCCGACAGCAGCAAUGGUUACAACUGCUAUGCAGACUUGUAUUACAGACAGACCAUAUCAACGCAACAUGACAACACGAGCCCGUACACACUUCCAGACGUGCAACCACAGCAGCACCAAAGUCAAUUUUGCGUAGGGCAUCCGCAAUUGGCUUCGCUCGAUACCAGUUCAAUCUGGCCUAGCGGCGCAAAAAGUCCCAGUUUCCCGUCCAAUCAGAACACCCAAAUCUCACCAACCGUAGCCACGCCAAUUGUAACGCGGCCAAUCGGAGGACGCAAUACGUUGAAGCCACAACCACGGGUCAAGAUAUCGAACAAGCUGAAACGAGAGAUUUAUAAGAUCUUGGCUGUAAAUAAACUUUCGGAGCUUUCCGAGGCUGAUAUUGAGGAAAAACUAAUUUCCUGGAUCAACCAACGCCCUUCCGUUGUUUCUGCUAAACAAAUUCGAGAAAAGAUCAGGCAAAUUUGCGAGGAUAACCCGAAAAUAUCGAAGCAGCUUGCAAAACGAGUCCUAUCCUUGAACUGGAUAAAAACUUUCAGACGAAAACAUCUUUCGCCAUUUAUAAAUACCCCGAUAAACACCGCCUCACCAGUAUCCUGUCUAGCUAUUUCCGACGGCGGAUUUGUAUCCAUCCCAAACAGAUUAAAGCCAUUAAAACGCCUCGACUUCGACGAUUUCGAGCGCAAAUAA
Molecule: messenger RNA, 723 nt
Organism: Pyricularia grisea
Lineage: Eukaryota; Fungi; Ascomycota; Sordariomycetes; Magnaporthales; Pyriculariaceae
Exons: 3
Coding region: 1-723 (240 amino acids)
Source: RefSeq, a predicted model, not a curated record